Molecule: messenger RNA, 2148 nt
Organism: Halichondria panicea
Lineage: Eukaryota; Metazoa; Porifera; Demospongiae; Suberitida; Halichondriidae
Product: glycerophosphocholine phosphodiesterase GPCPD1-like
Exons: 13
Coding region: 101-2020 (639 amino acids)
Biological process (GO): glycerophospholipid catabolic process
Molecular function (GO): starch binding; glycerophosphocholine phosphodiesterase activity
Source: RefSeq, a predicted model, not a curated record
UGACAGACCGGUACAGGGUAGCAAUUUCAAAAAUACAUGACUAAAAAAUAAGUCCUUGUGGUUUCUGUCUCCUUUAUCCUCUAGCUCGCUAGCUGGCCAAAUGGCUACCCUGGACGGGACUGGUGGAAAGGAUAUUGUGAAGGUGGUGUUUGAAGUGAGGGCAUGUGUAGAGAAAGGGGAGAUGAGAGUAACUGGAAACACAGCCUCUCUGGGAAAAUGGAAUGUCUAUAAUAGCGUCAAGAUGGAUAGAAGUACAGAACAUGAGAACAUCUGGAGUGUGGAAGUGGUAGUUCCUGUGGACUCUCUCAUCCAGUAUCGCUACGUGGUCACGAGGGGGGAGCUUGGAGGAGCCUUCACCAUAGUUUCCUUGGAGACCUUCCCUGAGCCACGAGCACAUACAUGUUUAAAGUCGACCUCAGUUCAAACUUUAAGAGGAGAGUAUGAAGUUAGUGAAGCUGGACAGUCCCACACUGGCGAUGGUUGGCUGGUGAGUACCAGUGAGCUCCAUCUGCAGCUGGGGACUCUGGGGAGUGCACUCUCCAUCUCUGACCACCCUCCAGACACUCGCUACCUCCUCACCAUCCACCCAUUCUCUAUCAAACAGAACAAGACUGUAGACUGCUCUCCAUGCAAAGCCAAGCUCUUGAGUAGGACCGAGGGAGAUUGUGUGACCUUUGACCUUGCAGAUGGGGGCUGUCCUUAUAAUCAGCAAACCAACUUGGUCAUAUUCACCACAGAGUCAGUCGACUUCCAAGACACUGGCUUCUCUGUUGAUGUGUACAGGAUCGAGAGUGACUGCACUCCCCCUCUUCCCAUCCCACUAUCCUCAGCCUCCAAAGUGGGCAGGGCCAGCCUCUUCCCUCGGCAGUACCUGGGCGACCAGACCAGUGGACAAGUGACUCUCACCGUCUUCUCUCACUUACAUGAACUUCUACCAAUAGGAACACUCUCACUGUCUUUCCUGCUCAUUCAUCCUGUGCGAGAGUUGCCCCUCCUCCACUCCACCAAACACACCUACUCCAACUGCUGGAGACAGCACAAGAGGAUGCUGCACAUUGGACACAGGGGACUGGGAGACUCUCACCAUCCACAACUGAAGGCUACUGAGACAGAGAACACGAUAGCAUCUCUCAAGAUGGCGGGCAAUUACGGUGCUGACUAUGUGGAGUUUGACGUCCACCUGACCCGGGACCAUGUGCCGGUAGUCUACCACAAUUUCCUGGUAGCUACCACACUGGCCAGAGAGGGAUUCUUCUCAGGGGAGCUCUACGCCAUGGAGGUCAAGGACCUGACACUACAUCAGCUGCAAUCACUGAAACUGGACAAUUCACAUGCCUCGGGAGAGGAAGUGGAGAUCCCUUGCAAUUGUUCUAAUAAGUGCUGUUGCUCCAACAAGACGUGUUGCUCGGAUAAUACAUGCUGCUCGAGUUCUAUCAGAGAGAUAGAACAUGAAGAAAAAAGGAAAUUCCCAACCUUAGAAAACGUUUUCCAUGGUGUUCCGCCCAGCUUAGGGUUCAAUAUAGAGGUCAAGUACCCACUACCUGAGAGGGCUAAGGACGGAACUGUGGGAGAAAACUACGACUGCUUUGAUUGCAAUGAUAUGGCAGACACGAUUCUGAAGGUUGUGGAUCAUCAUGCUGGUGAUAGAAUGGUGAUAUUCUCGUGUUUCAAUCCAGACAUGUGCACAGUCCUUCGCCGUAAGCAGUCCAAGUAUCCUGUGAUGUUCCUCACCGCAUGUCUCAACCCCAUCUAUGAUGACCCUCUGGAUGUACGUGCUCACACCAUGCAUGAUGCCAUGAUGCACGUCACUGCUGAGAAACUGUCGGGCAUAGUGGCCGAUUCUUAUAUAUUUCUGGAGGACCCUCAUUUGAUCAAGGUGGUGAAAGAAAGAGGCAUUGUGUUGUUUAGUUGGGGGGAUACUAAUAAUGACAGUGCGACUGUUGAGAUGCAGGCCAACGCUGGGGUGGAUGCAGUCAUCUGUGACUGCAUUGACAAAGCUUAUGCCCGGGCUAGACAAUAGGCAGAACACCAACUCAACUAUAUAAUUAUGUAUUAGACUGUAGUCACAAUAACAGUUUUAUAUAUUUUAACCAUUUGUCUGUAAGUUGAUUCUUUAUACAUUGUCACCAUUUUUAAUAAACAUCAAAA